AUGUUUCAUACCGUAAAUUUGACACUCAUCUUAGCUGUACUAGUGUGUACUGUGUUAUCGCGAGAGAACUCGGACGGACCCCAAAACGUCCUUCUCAACGAAGCUGUCAAGACAUUGCUGGGGUUCAAAGAUGAAGUCCCGAGGGACAAGCAUUCUUCCCCAUACGGCGUAGGCCAGGAGGCUCCGAAAUACAUGUUGGACCUUUAUGAAAGAUUCCGAAAUUCUCAAAUAUCAAAGGGUCAUCUGUCAGGGAACACUGUCCGGAGCAUCCACGCCGAAAUAGCUGAGGUGAACGGUGAGGAGAUGUUUGUAUUCAACCUUACGUCCAUCAUACCCUCAGAAAGGUUACUUAGUGCAGAAAUUCACUUGUACAAGAGGCAGAUGAAGAAAACCAGACGACGUCGACGAGAUUUGGAAUUACUGAUGUACGAAAUAGCACCUCACUACAUGACAGAAAAUGGCAAAAUAACAAUGAGAGCGGAAAGUUUUGGAUGGCAGUGGUAUGACGUCACAAAUGCUGCUUUAAGUUGCCUAGCAGCGAGAAGGAAUAUUCCGCAUCUGUUCGCAUUAAAUUUUCAAGUUGAAAAGCACAAUGGUAAAGUGAAAGACGUAGCACUAAAAAAAUUCAUUCGACAUCAUUCCAUGCCUUUUCUUAUAAUUUAUUCAAAUGAUACUCAUAAUAACGAACUGGAAUCAUUGGAAAAUUUAGCGGAAAAAAUGCAUAAAGAAAAGAAGGAAGAUAGUGACUUUGUAAAUAGUAAUACUGACACUUUUGUCGACUUUUCCAGAAGAUUUAAAGUCGAUAAAUUCAAUAGUGAGGUCGAUUCAAAUGACCUUUCUCAAGAUAAAACAUCAAAAAAUGUGCAGAGACGUCAAAAACGCUCAAUUUUUGAUAACGAAAUACCAGAGGUCCCAGAGGAAUAUGACACCUUUCACCGGAAGUUCAAUAUUCCUCAAACUCAUCCGGACAUUUUACAAUCACGACGGGAAAGUCGACACAAAAUAUCCGAUUCUCGUUUGAUUCCAUAUCCAGAUGGAGACAAGCGAAAAAAUAGGAAGAACAAUCGGAAAAACAGGAAAAAUAGAAGGAAAAAUAGGAGACGAAAGAAUAAAAAUGCUAACCUCCUUUUCCCCAAAGAGUGGGAUAGGUUUCGGGGAAGCGCAACACAGGAAAACCAAAUUAGUGAUACAUGUAGCAAGAGGAAGCUUAUUCUGGACUUCGCAGAUAUCGGCUGGGAGGACAAGAUCAUCGCUCCUAAAUCUUUCGAAGCUCACUACUGCGCAGGCUCAUGUCCAUUCCCACUUACCAAGAAGCUGAGACCGUCCAAUCACGCCACCAUUCAGAGCAUGGUGCACGCCAUUGGAAUACAUACAGACGUGCCGGCGCCUUGUUGUGUCCCCGAGUCUCUCUCCUCCAUCACGCUUCUCUUCUUCGACAGCAACAGGAAUGUCGUACUCAAGAAUUACCCCAGCAUGUCAGUCAAGGCGUGUGGCUGUAGAUAA
Messenger RNA from Ylistrum balloti, 1503 nucleotides. RefSeq names its product bone morphogenetic protein 3-like. Lineage: Eukaryota; Metazoa; Mollusca; Bivalvia; Pectinida; Pectinidae. Gene Ontology annotation, biological process: BMP signaling pathway; SMAD protein signal transduction. Gene Ontology annotation, molecular function: cytokine activity; growth factor activity. Gene Ontology annotation, cellular component: extracellular region. The record is from RefSeq and is a predicted model, not a curated record. The transcript is spliced from 3 exons. The coding region runs from base 1 to 1503 and encodes 500 amino acids.